Messenger RNA from Sungouiella intermedia, 3054 nucleotides. The record is from the annotation of a GenBank genome assembly. NCBI's taxonomy places the organism in Eukaryota, Fungi, Ascomycota, Pichiomycetes, Serinales, Metschnikowiaceae.
AUGGCUUGGGUCAAUUCAUGCGCCACCUUUCUGAUCCCGCUACUGCUAUCUCCUCCGAUAGUGGCAAUAACUCCCAUCCCACAGACUCCACUUUUAGCCGUGGUAACCUCAUCUACCGUCGCCAUCUAUGAGUCUUCUUCACUAUUACCUUUAGCCAUUCAUAAACGUGCAAAUGAAUGUUUGACGAACCACAAGCAGUCUGUUUCUGCCCGAAUCAGACACGUGUCGGUGGACACAUCCAAACUAGGCCACAUGCACUCGGUCAAUCUCUAUAUCCAGACUGCUGCAGACUAUAUCUUGAUCUACCAUCUUUUCGUCAACUACUCUCGGUCUUUGUAUGAGGUGACCGACGUUAACAAUGGCGAGCGCUUACUUCAGAACUCUAAGCCUUUGGCUUCGGAUAACUCUCGGUUCAACUUGGCCAACUUCAUCAAAACGGCUACGAAAUCCAUCAUUCAAGGUGGCUCCGCAGAUACCAACUUGACCAACAUGGAACACUUCAAUAAUGCAGCCGUGGAUGACGACCAGCGUAACGAGAACAUUCCUUUGGUGAAAUUGACCAUGAUAAAAAUCCUUCGAAUGAACGCAGGCAUCACAGGAUUCUGGUGUAAACUGAAUUCCCAGAACUUGAUAUUCACCAAUGAUUGCGACGAGAUCCAGAUCCUCAACCUCAAGACGUUCAACAACGAGAUUAUCAAGCUUGCGGACAGUAAGUGGUAUUAUGAUACUACAUUGAUUGAGUACAACUUGAACGAUAACUACUUUUUACACUUGAGUUCCACUGGAGAGUUGGGAGUUCUUCAGUUCAACCAGUCCAAAUCUUCAGUGGCCGUGGACUACACUCUUCUCACCAAGCUUGAUUUUGAAUGUCGCCAUAUUCUUAUAAAUCCGCAGUACAAUUUGGUCAUUCUCCAGUCAGACACGGACUUGAAGAUUUACAAGGUGACUCUUGGCGCUAAGACAUCCACACUCUGUUUUAUUAAGACUUUGUAUGAGUUCACCAAUUCCAGCCAGUUAUCGUGCAAAUGGUCUCCAUGCGGAUCUUUUCUUAUUGUGUGGAAUAUGCAAACAAACUACUGGAAGAUGAUAUCCAAGUUUGGCUUCAUCCUCUUUGAUUCAAAAGCAUUGUCUGAAGAGAUCGCUGCCGCAGAUAUAGAUUCAGAAAACUUACUGAGAGUUAAUGACUUCUGUUUUGUCUCGGAUUGUGCCAUUGCCCUCAACUCCCAGACGCUCUACAUCUUGAACAAGGAUUCGUCCAAGAUAUACCACCUUGAUCUCCUAAGGUUGCUGGAACGGUUCUCCAACAUGUCCAUAUUUCACGAUGAAAACUAUAUCAGCGUUCCAGUUUCGGAGUCCAAUUCCUUUGCUCGAUUCCCCAUUCUCCCCACGUUCCAAAAGGUGUUGUCUCAUUUCCAGUAUGUGAACGGUACAGCGUUGGCAUCCUCUCACCGUAAGCCUACCGGUUAUUUUACUAUUCGUGUCAGCGAGUCUCUGCAACUUUCUAUGUCAUAUGGGCCGCAUCUUGCAAUUUCGACUCCUAUCAAAUUAGGUUCCGAUUUCUCCCAUCCACUCUGGUAUGUUUUCUACAACCACUUUGUUGAGCCCUUGAACAUCGUUAACCAUUUCUGGGUCAAAGACAACUUGAUUCUAAUCAAUAGAUACGCCAGGGAUGAUGUGGACCCAGAGGAAUUUCCUGACAUGAUGAUUGACGAAUUAAUGAUUCUCAAUACUGCUGCAUCCAAGUAUGGUGCCGGAGGUGCCAAUUUCAAGUUCGAUAGCGACUCAUUGGUAUGGAGACAUUCCUUUCGCAAUAGAAUAGUCACCUUUGAAUUGAUCGACCUGGUAGAUGGUAUGAAAACAUUGGUAUUGAUCACAAAUGACAUGCGUAUCAUCUUGAUGGAGCUUUCAAAGGGGGAACGGUCUGAAAAGCCAGGAGCUAUGAAAAUAUCAAUUCGUGUUCGCAGAACUAUUCAUUUGUCUAGCAUCAAGCAUAAGUUACCCAUUACACUCAUCCAGCAAAUGACAAUGGUGGAUGGGAAGCACUUCUUCUUCCUUUUGAACAAUGGUGAUUUAUAUUUGUUGAAGAACCAGAUCACUAGUCCAGAGGAUGAAGUUGCAAAUCAGAGGGGCACCACUCAAGUGAACAACAUGUAUGAUUUGAUUAAAAUCAGUUCCGCGGUCGAAUCUUUCCAGGUGAGUGAGAUCAAUUUCAACCAACAGCGUCACAAUCGGUAUAUCACCUUCUUCAACGGCGGUGAAGUCUUGGUUUAUAAUAUGGGAGAGCUCGUUGAACGCAUUUACGAGUUUGAAGGAGUUGAGCAUUCCAGUGAGGUAGAUGUAGAGAAACCACUCCGGCCCAUCAAGAUCAAGAUCGCCAGUUUCAUGCCCCUCAGAAUUUACCAGUCAAAUGGGUCCAUCGAAGUUGCGGGCUUUGAGUAUCAAGCUAUGGUUAAAAGCGAUUUUCUUAUUUUGAAGCACCGGCCAAGCAGGCAACUCAUUUUGAACAAGUUCAUUCAGCACGAUUUGUUCGAGUCCAAUCUACUGACCAUGGAAAUCACACGAAAAUUCUCCAAUUUCGGCAACUACGACUACUGCUUGGAACUUUUGCUUUUCGAGAAUUUGUACGAGAGUGAUGAAGCGAACCGGCUCCGUAAAGUGUGUCAGUUGGUGGAUGCAACUGCCAACUCUGACUCCAUCUACAUCAACUUCUUGCGCAAGAUCGAGGUGAAGUACUGGGACCAAUUCUUCAAGUUGCUCGACCAGACGCCAGUGGGAUUUAUGAACAGGCUCCGAGAAUCCAAUAACGUGGAGCUCUGUUACAAUUACCUCAACAUCUACCUCAAUUUCAAGCGAGAAUUCGAGAGUUCUGUUACCCCCUUCGAAACCGAAGAAAAGGGAUCAAUUCUAGACGCAAAGGACUGUGAACUUAUCAAGCAGAUCAUCAAGAUGCUUCUUGAAGCACAGAAAUGGGAUGAAUGUUUUGAAUUGUGCAGAUAUAUCAAACUCUUGCAACCAUCAGGAAAUAUUCUCCGCGAAAUCCGCCAAUCCAUCUGA